Rana temporaria (common frog) is the source of this 2037-nucleotide messenger RNA. Its product is annotated as cysteine-rich secretory protein 2-like. Bases 218 to 1207 code for a protein of 329 amino acids. The transcript has 12 exons. NCBI's taxonomy places the organism in Eukaryota, Metazoa, Chordata, Amphibia, Anura, Ranidae. The record is from RefSeq and is a predicted model, not a curated record.
UUAACAGAGUUUAAUCAUGUGCAGGCUGUUUUUGUUGCAGUAUAUUGUUUGGCUGAGGAUGUACAAAGUGACAUAGCUUUGACAUGUUUGUAAGGGAUGGGACAGAUUAUGAUGGUCAUAGAUAUAUAAAUCCUUGUGCGCUUUUCAGAUUGUCAUUCUUGUCUUCACCCGGUGUGUACAUAAAGGGGAGAAGACUCUUGUUCGGACAGAUUUAAAAAUGAAGACUUUUUUGAAAAUUCUGCUUGCUGCUAACUUUUUGCUGCAAAUCUCAAUGGCAAAUGAAAAAUCUAAGCUAGAUGAAGAUAAGGGGGGUGACACAGAACAAUAUCAAAGUACACCCGGACCCAAUCAAGAUUAUGAAAAAUCUAAGCUAGAUGAAGAUAAGGGGGGUGAGAAGGAUGAGGGAUCUAAUGGCACAGAACAACAUCAAAGUACACCUGGACCCAAUCAAGAUGAUAAAACAUCAGAGUCACAGGUGGAUAAGGGAAGUAACGAGGAUCAUGAAACAGAAGAACGCGAUAAUGUCAUCUACCCAGAUGAUAUUGUGCCAUGUGACAUUUUAUCAACACGUAAAAAGAAAGUACAGGACGAGAUAGUAAAAAUUCACAAUGAAUACAGAAGUAAUGUAACACCAUCAGCUGGCAACAUGCUUCGAAUGAAAUGGAGUAAUAAAUUAAUGGAAUCAGCAGAGAGAUGGGCAGUAAAAUGCUAUUUAAACCACAGCGAAGUUAAAGACAGAAACGAUGAUGGAGUCCCAUUUGGAGAGAAUAUACUAUCUUCACCAGCCUGUGUAAAGUGGGACAUGGCUAUUAAACAGUGGUACAAUGAGAAAGUAUACCUGAUCUGGGGAGUUGGACCUGUAGGCACAAAUGUAACUGGUCAUUAUACCCAGAUGGUGACAGAUAGUACAUUUGAAGCUGGCUGUGCUCUGAAACUAUGUAUUCUGAAUAAAAUCAAACGUGCUUUUUACGUCUGUCAGUAUUACCCCCCCGGCAACCGGAGGUCCUCACUCUUCCAACCAUAUGACAAAGGGGAACCGUGCAGUCUAUGCCCCAAAGAUUGUGAUGAAAGUGGAAAGCUUUGUUUGAACUCCUGCUCACAUGCAGACACGGCUUCGAACUGUCCAGUAGUUAAAAGUGUGGGAGGAUGUGAAGAAUUCCUUAAAGUUUGUAAAGCAACUUGCCUUUGUAAAAAUAAAAUAACAUAAUUGUUCUGCAUAUUAUAGAGAAACUAUACUUUGCUGUUGGCUUGGACUUUCAUAUGAAAAAUGUCAUAUAUGAAAAAAGUAACUACAGUAAAAUUUUCGAAAUUAUAAAGACAAAAUAAUGAGGGCUACAUCACACAUUUACAAAACAAAUUUAAUGAAUAAUUAUAGAGAACCCUACAAAUCAGACAUUCAAUCGGAUGUGAUCACACAAAUUAGAAUUGUCUCCAAAGAAUAGACAAAAGGUGCAUUUUUUAUGUACAUAUUAAAGGGAAUAAAACAAGAAAAAUCCUGAUAUGUCACAAUAUGCAACAGCAUUAUUUUUUAGAAAGUAGUCUAAGCACACAACUUUUUAAAUUCAUAUGGAGUGGUGAAGAAUAACUAUAAAGUGGUGUUGGCUGUGAUUGGCCCCUGGUACCAUGUUAUUGCUAACACAUUAAAGGGGUUGUAAAGGUACAAUUUGUUUUCCAAAAUAGCUUCCUUUACCUUAGUGCAGUCCUCCUUCACUCAGAUGCGUAUCCCUCCUUUCAAAGCAUAUUCUCAUGUUGAUAAGGGCAAGGGUUUCUUCCCCACAACCCUGGCACUGUGGUUGUGGGGGCCUGUGGGUGGGGACUUCUUGGAAUCUGAAAGCCCCCAUAUAUCACCUCCUCAUUCUCAAAAAAGAAUGUCAAUAGUAAAGACACACACACACACAGUUUUUGACCAGUCCUUUAAGUGCUUCACACCUGGCCUAUAGACAAAUGACGGCCAUGUGAUGGCUGUGACCAAUCACAGCAGAUCACAUGACAAUUGUACACAAUGGACCAUAUACAUAAUGCCAUUCAUUGUGUACA